Calypte anna (Anna's hummingbird) is the source of this 2476-nucleotide messenger RNA. RefSeq names its product SMYD family member 5 (gene SMYD5). Lineage: Eukaryota; Metazoa; Chordata; Aves; Apodiformes; Trochilidae. Gene Ontology annotation, molecular function: protein binding; histone H4K20 methyltransferase activity. The record is from RefSeq and is a predicted model, not a curated record. The transcript has 13 exons. Bases 20 to 1264 code for a protein of 414 amino acids.
GGGAAGUCGCCGCCCGAAGAUGGCCGCCGCGGCGGGGGACGUGUGCGGGGCCGCGGCGGGGCUCCGCGGCGGGGCUGGGUCCGCGGCUGAAGCGCGGUUCAUCAGCAGCGCCAAGGGAAAAGGUUUGUUUGCCACCAGGAAUAUCCGCAAAGGGGAAACUGUGUUCGUGGAGAGGCCCGUGGUGUCGUCCCAGUUCCUCUGGAAUGCUUUGUACAGCUACCGAGCCUGUGACCACUGCCUCAGGGCUCUGGAGACAGCGGAGGAGAACGCGCAGCGGCUGCUGGGGAAGAGCUCCCUGGUGCUGCCUCAUCCUGAGCAGUGCAGCACCCGGAAAGACCUCCACCAGCAGUGUCCCCGCUGCCAGGUGACAUACUGCAGUGCUGAGUGCAGGCAGGCUGCUUUGGAGCAGUACCACCAGGUCCUCUGCCUUGGCCCAUCCCGUGAUGACCCCACACACCCUCUCAACAAGCUGCAGGAGGCAUGGAGGAACAUGCAUUAUCCCCCUGAGACUUCCAGCAUCAUGUUGAUGGCCCGGAUGGUCGCCACUGUCAAACAGGCUAAGGACAAGGAGUGGUGGAUCAAGGCCUUCUCCCAGUUCUGCAAUAAGACAGCAAAUGAAGAAGAGGAGAUUGUGCACAAGCUGCUGGGGGACAAAUUCAAGGGUCAGCUGGAGCUGCUGAGGUUGCUCUUCACUGAAGCUCUUUAUGAUGAAUAUCUCAGCAGGUGGUUCACUCCAGAAGGCUUUCGAUCCCUCUUUGCCCUGGUGGGGACCAAUGGCCAAGGCAUAGGAACCAGCUCCCUCAGCCAGUGGGUGCACGCCUGUGAUGCUUUGGACCUCCCCAUGCUGCAGAGAGAGGAGCUGGAUGCCUUCAUUGACCAACUCUACAAGGACAUUGAGAAGGAGUCAGGAGAGUUCCUCAACUGUGAGGGAUCAGGUCUCUACGUGCUCCAGAGCUGCUGUAACCACAGCUGCAUCCCCAACGCUGAGACAUCCUUCCCAGAAAACAACUUCCUCCUGCAUCUGACAGCUCUGGAGGACAUCGAGGCAGGAGAGGAGAUCUGCAUCAGUUACUUGGACUGCUGCCAGAGGGAGAGGAGCAGACACAGCCGCAACAAAAUACUCAGGGAGAACUACUUGUUCACCUGCUCGUGUCCCAAGUGCCUGGCGCAAGCCGACGACGCCGACGUGACCUCGGACGAGGAGGAGGAAGGGGAAGGGGAAACAGAUGAUGCUGAGCUGGAGGAUGAGAUGACUGAUGUUUGAUCCUGAGCCCGUGGAGAGAAAGAGGAGAAGGGAAGGGAUGGGACCUGGGUAGGGAGGUUCCUCCGAGAGGCAGCAGCUUUAAUAUUCAAAGCAGGGUUGUGUUGUGGGGUCAGGGGGCGGCGGGGGGGAGCCGGAGGCAGGCCCUGCUCCCCUCUGUCCUCUUUGUGUGUGGCUGUGUGCGUGUGUCAGGCUGUCCCCAUCCUCCCUGGUGGCCCCACUGCCACAUCCCAGUCCCCAGAGGGGUUGGCUGGUGUUUGCAGGGAGGGCUGGAGGAGAGCAGGAUCUGGCCAGCCAGGUGUAGAGGACACCAUGGUGGGGUGGCCAACCCUGUGGCCACCUCCAAGGCUGCUCCUCCGUGUCUGUGCCGGCCGUGGGCAGGGAGGAGUGUGGCCUUUCCUGCCCCCCAGGAAGGAGGGGAAGGUGUGUGAGUGUGUGUCUGUGUGUGCUUGUGCACGAGGGGAACUAUUUAAUGUCUGUAUUAGCACUAUCUACACCCCAAGGAGCUGGGGUCCUCAUUUAUUCUCCAUUCCAUGCCUUGGCUGGGCGAGCACCAAGGGGCAAAAUGCUGUUGCAGGUGGGACAGAGACACCUUCAUGGUGGCUCUGACACCCUGAGUCCUUUGGGGGAGAGGGGCUGACCCUGGCAGGUGCCACCCUCCCACCUUGUCCCCAUCCUUCACCUGAUACCAAGCCCCAUGCCUGGGGGGCCCAUUCAGGGAGGCCACUGCUAGCCCAGAGCCCACACAGGUUACUGUGUCCUGUCAGCAAAAUCACCAUCCAGAACCCAAAAGGAUGCUUUGGGUUUUGCAGAGAGCGAGCCAUCCCCCUGGGAGGAGGGUGCAGGGACAGGGUGUGACACCCUGUGUGACCCUGCAGUGAGCAGGAUGUCACCAGCAGCAGGGGUGUUGUCAUCUGUCCCAUGCUGGCAGCCACCUGUGGACCACCAGGAGGGAGAAGAUGGCUCCAGGCCAGGGACAAGCAGCAACUGGGGAUACACCCAGGGGUUAUUUUCCUCCUCUCUUGGAUUUUUGAGGAGCUGUUUUCCUGCUGCUCUUUGCUGCUUCCUUCAGGCCUCUGGUGGUUGGACUGUGGGACUAAGGGUGACAGUGUGGAUGGACACCUGACACUGCCAUCACUGCCAGCCCCUCACCUCACUGCUUGUCCCCAGCCCUCCCGGGGCUGUGUCCCCUUCAGUGUUCUUAAUAAACUGGUG